AGUUGCAUUUGGUAAAACCCAGCCUCGGAAUAUAUAGAUCAUUGGAGCGCAAUGAAGUAGCCUUUGGAGAGGAGGGAGGGGGCCGUCCGACAGCCACAGCGGCCAGUGCAGCGCAGCGGUAGCAGCGGCGGCAGCACCAUCGCCGCUCGCACCCCAGCCGCCCGGCCCGCGAGGAGGCAGCGGCGACCGCCGGAGCGAGCGGAGGAGGCGGCGGAGCGCGCGGAGAGGCGGGGAGGAGCAGCAGCAGGGGCGCGCGGACGCUGGUCCACGCAUCUCGGCACUUCCAGACCAACUCCGGCGCCUUCCACACCCCGGCCCCGGGCUGGGGGCUCCGAGAACCGCCGCGAAGCCACCCGAUCCUUCCCCUGAUCGCUGCCCAGCCCUGCCCUGCGCCUCCCGGGCUCCGGUCCGCGCGGCGGGGUCCCCACUCCUGCGCCCCGGGCGCGCCUCCCGGACUCCCCGGUCCCUGCAGCCAGGACAAAAGCCAUGAAGCCGGCGCUGCUGGAAGUGAUGAGGAUGAACAGAAUUUGCCGGAUGGUGCUGGCCACUUGCUUGGGAUCCUUUAUCCUGGUCAUCUUCUAUUUCCAAAUCAUGCGGAGGAAUCCCUUUGGUGUGGACAUCUGCUGUCGAAAGGGGUCACGGAGUCCCCUGCAGGAGCUCUACAACCCGAUCCAGCUGGAACUCUCCAACACGGCCGUCCUGCACCAGAUGAGGCGGGACCAGGUGACCAACACGUGCCGAGCCCACAGCGCCCUGAGCCGCAAGCGGCGGGUGCUGACCCCCAACGACCUGAAGCACCUGGUGGUGGACGAGGACCACGAGCUCAUCUACUGCUACGUGCCCAAGGUGGCGUGCACCAACUGGAAGCGGCUCAUGAUGGUCCUGACGGGCCGCGGCAAGUACAGCGACCCCAUGGAGAUCCCGGCCAGCGAGGCGCACGUGGCGGCCAACCUCAAGACGCUCAACCAGUACAGCAUCCCCGAGAUCAACCACCGCCUCAAGAGCUACCUCAAGUUCCUGUUCGUGCGCGAGCCCUUCGAGAGGCUGGUGUCCGCCUACCGCAACAAGUUCACGCAGAAGUACAACACGUCCUUCCACAAGCGCUACGGCACCAAGAUCAUCCGGCGCCAGCGCAGGAACGCCACGCAGGAGGCGCUGCGCCGCGGCCACGACGUGCGCUUCGAGGAGUUCGUCGCCUACCUCAUCGACCCGCACACGCAGCGCGAGGAGCCCUUCAACGAGCACUGGCAGACGGUGCACUCGCUGUGCCACCCGUGCCACAUCCGCUACGACCUCGUGGGCAAGUACGAGACCCUGGAGGAGGACUCCAACUACGUGCUGCAGCUGGCGGGCGUCGGCGGCUCGCUCAAGUUCCCCACCUACGCCAAGUCCACCCGAACUACGGACGAGAUGACCACCGAGUUCUUCCAGAACAUCAGCUCCGAGCACCAGACGCAGCUCUACGAAGUCUACAAACUCGACUUUUUAAUGUUCAAUUACUCAGUGCCAAGCUACCUGAAAUUGGAAUGAGGGGCGGUGGGGGUGGGGGGUGCGGUGGGGGUGGGGUGGGGUGGGGUGGGCGCCGGGGAGGGGAGCGGGCAGAGGGAGAGAGUCAUGCUUUUUAAUUUAAGAUUUUUAUUUGUCAAAAGAAUUCUAUGGAUAUUGGGUUAUUUUGUAAAUUAAUAUUGCUUUGGGGAACGUGCUGCGAGCAGCAUGGUGAGAAUUAUUUAAAGUCCUUCGAAGGGAGGGACCGCCGUCUUCAGCAGGGGAAGAGGGUGGAUUGUCCUUGUUUUCAGAAGUGAAUACUGCAACACUGUCUCAGAGGUUUCCUUGUGUCCUGGUGAAUUCCAUGGUGACUUGUGCAUUCCAUGAGUUCUGAUUAAUGUUAUUUAUAGUUAUUUAAACACGGUCUCCGUAUAGAUUUCUUUUUGGCAGCAGAACGCCGAGGUCCCCUGAAGAAAUCUAUGGUUCCAGCUUUGCUCGCUGCAGCUCAUUGGGGGGCACGAUGUUCUCCCUACUAACCUCUCAUGGGGUCGUCUGGUGACAAUCCUUGUGAUGCGUGUGGAUGCCACUGUUCUUGAAGUUCUGCUGGAGAUAAAUAGGUCACUAUUGCACUCAGAGGCAUCUUCCCAAGGGGCUAAUUCCAAACCCAAUGCAAUUGACCCCAAAGUCCCUUGCCAUAAAGAAAUGUGACUUUUUUUUUAAACCCAAGGAGAGAGCUGAUUGUAGCAAUUUUUUUUCACCAAAAUUAGCAGCCUGAUAGAAUAGGCUUUUUUUAAACAGAAAAUUUUAACUGGCAGUGCCGGUUGUGGUGAAGGUGAAGCAGCUGUUGCUUUAUGGCCAACAAGUAUUUAUUGAGCAUCUACUAUAUUCUAGGUUCAGGUAUAGGCCCUGCAGACAGAGCAUUGAACAAACCCAGUAGACUUAGCCCUCAAGAAGCUUUACGUGGACACAGAGCAUCCAGCUCGACAUUAACCAGGCCCCUGAUCUUCACGGACUUCAAGUGGGGUUUGGACUCUUUGUAACUCUAGAAGGCCCGUGAGCCCUACAUAUUUGCAUUUUUCUCUGGCCCAAAUUUGAAAACCACACGCUUGGAUCAGGCUACUCAGUGAGUAAUCUAAGGUCAUUACCCAAGAAAUAGCAAAAAUAUUUCCUAUUUUGUGCCCUGAAGCCCCGGAAGGGACUCUCCAGGCACAGCGUGGAAGAGUGCUGUGACCGAGGUCUGGUUGGGUAAGGAGAGGAGAAGGUCCUCAAGUGCCUCCUCCCGCCAUGUCCAGUCAACAUCCGCAUCCCCGGGUGGAGGUGUCUUCUACGCUUCCCAGGUACACACUUGGGGAGUUGCAACAGGCUGCAUUUAUGCCCCUUGUAAAGAUCAGAGGUGGGCUGUGUGGGCACGUGCUUACCCGCCCACCUUCCCCAUCCUGCAGAGGCUAAGAGACCCUCCGAACCUUCGUGACUGCCAAGCAUGGGCGGCAAGGACAGCCUCCCGCCCUCUUCAUCCACACUCCUUUCCUCUGGAAGGCUGCCACCGGCCACUCCUGUUCCUUGCUGAUUAACAUCCAAACCUGCUUCUCAAUUCCAGCCAUUUCCAGCGCUUUCUCGGUGGAAAUUUGAGCCACAUCCCUCUUACAGCUAGUGAAUGAGUCGGUAGCAGAUACUGUAUAUAAUAAUAAUAAUAAUAAAAAUAAUAAUAAUAGUUCUA
Molecule: messenger RNA, 3202 nt
Organism: Marmota flaviventris (yellow-bellied marmot)
Lineage: Eukaryota; Metazoa; Chordata; Mammalia; Rodentia; Sciuridae
Gene: Chst11
Product: carbohydrate sulfotransferase 11
Biological process (GO): carbohydrate biosynthetic process; proteoglycan biosynthetic process
Cellular component (GO): membrane
Molecular function (GO): sulfotransferase activity
Source: RefSeq, a predicted model, not a curated record